Messenger RNA from Chlamydomonas reinhardtii, 5475 nucleotides. RefSeq lists its product as uncharacterized. NCBI's taxonomy places the organism in Eukaryota, Viridiplantae, Chlorophyta, Chlorophyceae, Chlamydomonadales, Chlamydomonadaceae. Gene Ontology annotation, biological process: regulation of DNA-templated transcription. The coding region runs from base 247 to 4932 and encodes 1561 amino acids. The record is from RefSeq and is a predicted model, not a curated record. Gene Ontology annotation, molecular function: DNA binding; DNA-binding transcription factor activity. The transcript is spliced from 11 exons.
GGGCAAAGUUUGCGUCACAACUCCAUAAAUCGUUGACCCGUCUCGACUCGAGAAGCCCACACCCAGACGCUCCCGCACUCCAAAUUUAGGCUGCUACAGCUUCAAACUUACAAGCUCAGACUGGUUUUGCAAUUUCCGCAUCGAGCAGCAGAGCCUCGCGCAAAGGAGAGCAGCGGUCGUCAGCCGUGGGAGGCUGAGCUAGAUGGCGAACUUGGUAGCUUAGCAAGCGCCGUGGAUGAGACGGCCAUGUCCGCUCAGGCACAGCCUGCUGGGCAAGGCCCCGGCAAGAAGCCGCUCCACGUUGCUAUACCUGGAGAUGGAGGGGCUGGUGGUGGCGGUGCACUUGACACGCCCUUAGACUUCCAGUCGCCCUCGUUUGAGUCGCUGGGCUUGUUCUCGCUCGGCCCCAACACUGGUCGGCAGAGCCAAUCAGGGAACGAGAUAGCGGGCUCACUACUCUCUCCUUUUGGCAACGGCCUCCAGGACCUGGACCUGCUCAUAUCUCCGCUACUCACGAAUGGAGCAGCUGGGGGUUUCAAUGCGGAGGGCGGCCCAGGAGGGCAGCCGGGGCAAGGCAGUGUGCCUGGGCAGGGGGCAGCGCACCAGCAACUACCGGGGACGCAGGGUGCAGGCGCUAGCACGUCAGGGCAAGGGCAAGCUGGAGGCACUGCUGGAGAAGCAGGCCCUGGCCCAGGCUCCUCUGCUGCUGCGGCCGUGGCCAGCCUUGCGGGGAGAGACCCGGCAGCAGCCGCAGCGGCUAUCAGAAAGGCUAUGGGGCCUCCCUCCACCAUAUCUGCACAAAUGCAGCAGAAGCUUGGGUUGUCUGGCGGUGCUGGAGGGUCGAGCACGGACGGUGACAAGAAGAGUGGGCGAGCGGGUGGCUUGCCACGGCCACCGCCCCUUACCAUCCCGGCUGACGUACCUUCGAACAUCAUCACUGGCAUCAAUGCGAUUGGUGGCGCGACUGGGAUGUCACCGUUGCCCAGCAUACUCAACUCACUCAACUCGCCGCUGCUGUCAGCCUCGGACAACGCACAGCUGCAGGCAAUGUUCCAGCAGCUCGCACAGAGCACCCGUGGUGGGCAGACGCCGGGGCUGCUGGGAGCCCUGACCCCCGGCACAGCGGGUGCUUGGCCGGACUCCACCAAAUCCGGCGGGGGCACGCUACGGCAGCUGCUGGAAAUGCAGGACGGGCUCGGGGAUCUGGGUCUGGGUGACAUGAGCGACAUCGACGAGGCAGCCCUAGCAGAUGCACUGUUCAGCAAAGGCUUCCUGGGGCCACUCAGCGCGCGCCGCACGUCAAUAACGAGCGGCGCGGGUGCUGGCGGCGGACGGGAUGCCGGCGGCAGUGACGGUGACGGAGCUGGCGGCAGCGGCGGAGCUGGCGGCGCGGGUGCGGGCGAGCUGUCAGCUGAGCAGCUGGCCAGCAUGGGGCUGCAGUCGCCCUCAGCGCUGGGCAUGGGCGGGAACGGGCACGUGCUAUACAAGGGCGUGCACUAUGACAAGGACCAAGACAUGUGGCAGGUUGUUGUGUUUGACGGCUCACGGUGUACCGUAGUCGGCGAGUACACAAACGAGCUGGAGGCGCUGGUGGCCAACGAGCUGCUGUCUCCGGCGCAGCCCAUGCCCGGCAACCUCAACACACUCCUGGCGGGCGGCAACGCGGGCGCAGGCGGCAGCCAGGGCGGCGCAGGGCCAUCGGGUGCAGCCGCAGGCGGGGACUCGGGAGUGGCCAACGGCGCGGGUGGGCACGCGGCAGGGCAAGGCGGUGCAGGCGGGGGCCAGGGCCCCAGCGGCGCCGGCAAUCGCACUCCCAGCGUCACUGAGUAUCUGAGUCGGCUGGCCAGCGGCAACAACCUCCUUGGAGGGCCGCUCAGCCCCGGCGGAGCGGGGCUGUCGCCACUGUUUUCAGCGUUAUCGCCGGCAGGUGGAGGCGGCUUCACUGCCCUGCUGCUACCGACGCCGCGGGAACCGGGCAACGGCGGCGCAGGGGCACACCUGCUGCCGUCUCCAACAGGCUUCGGGCGUGGCGGACUGGGGCAGGGGCAGGACGCCCCGCCCCCUGGGGCAGCAGGCCAGGCGCAGGGGCUGGAGGGCGACGAUGACGGGGGCCAAGUCGCCUUGCAUGGCGUAGAGUUCAAGCCAGAAGAAGGGAAAUGGGCAGCCGUGAUCAAUGACGGCGAGCACACCGAGGUGGUGGGCCUGUUUGAUAGCAACAUCGAGGCAGCUCGCGCCUACGACCAGGAAGCGCUGCGGCGGCUGGGCCCUAAGGCGGAGCUCAACUUCCCGCUAGAGGCGCUGAGCGCGGCGGUGGCGGGCCUGACUGGCGGCCAGCCGCUGCCGCUGGGAUUGCCCGGCGGCGGCCUGCUGGACCCGAACCUGGCGGCGGCCGGUGGCUUUGAUGCCGUGCAGCAGGCGGCUAUGGCGCUCGGCUUGACCGGGCUAGCGUCCGGCAUGCAGGGGCUUGAGGGCGGUGUAGGCGGCGGCUAUGACGAGGAGGGCGACGAGGAGGGCGACGACGACGACGACCACCUGGACCUGGGGCCGCUGCCGCUCGCCGGCGCUUUCGGCACGGCGGCGCGGGGGCGAGGCCGCGGGCGCGGGAGAGGGAGGGGGCGAGGCCGCGGGAGAGGGAGGGGCCGGGGGCGCGGUCACGACGACGAUGACGAGGACUUCGUGCUCGGCAGCUUGCGCAACGAGGCGUCCAGCUCUGGCCGUGGGCGAGGGCGGGGUCGCGGCCGUGGUCGCGGCGCCACGCUCACAACCAUCAUGCCGUCACAACCCGCCCCGGAGAUCAUCGGGCCUGACGGCAAAAAGGAGUCGGUGUAUCGAGGCGUGGUGUGGGACGAGAAAGAGAACAAGUGGCGGGCCCAGAUCGUCGAGAACAACGGCAUCAACUACCUGGGCUACUACGAUACGCAGGAGGAAGCGGCGCGCGCCUUUGACGGCGCGGUGCUGCGGACUGGCUCCAAGGAGCUGCUCAACUUCCCGUUGGUUCCCAAGGCGGCGGCGCCGAAGGCGCGCGGGCCGCGCGGGCCAGGCAAAGUUGAGGGCGAUACACGGCGAGCCAAGGUGACGUCCCAGUACAAAGGCGUGUCCUGGAACAGCGCCUGCUCCAAGUGGGUGGCGGUUCUGUGGGACCGCGAGCUCAAGCGCGCCCGCCACAUCGGCAGCUACGAGAGUGAGGAGGACGCGGCGCGCGCCUACGACAAGGAGGCGCUGCGCAUGCUCGGGCCGGAGGCAGGGCUAAACUUUCGCGAGAGUGCCGCGGACUACCUAGCGGAGAUCGGCGCGGACGGCAUGCCGGAGGGCAGCCACAACAGCAACAAGGGCUCCAGCCAGUACAGGGGCGUCAGCUGGCACGAGCGCAGCCAGCGGUGGGAGGUCCGCGUGUGGGGCGGUGGCAAGCAGCACUUCAUCGGGUCCUUCACAGAAGAGGUGGAGGCCGCUCGCGCCUAUGACCGGGCGGUGCUGCGGCUGCGGGGCCAGGACGCUCGCAGCCGCAGCCGCAUGAACUUCCCGCUGUCGGAGUACAACAUGGACGACCUGGGGCCCAUGCCAGGAGCUGACGCGGGGUUCCUAGGGCUCAUGGGUGGCCUGCGCUCGACGCCGGAGCCCAAGCCGAAGAAGGCGCAACGCAAAAAGCGGGGGCGGGACGAUGACUACAGUGACAGCGACGACGACGGCAUGCCCGUUCGCGGCCACUACGGCAGUGGUGGCGGCGCAGCCCAGUCCGCUGCCGCUGCCAACCGCGCCGCGCAGCAGCAGCUCACGGCAUUCCUGCAGACCGCACUGCAGCAGCAGCUGGCCGCGGGUGGUGGCCCAGGUGGAGCAGCCGGUGCUGGGCCGGGCGGCGUGCCGGGCGGCGCUGGGGGUGAUGCGGAGCAGCAGGCCCGUGCCCUGGCCGCGCUCACGGCGGCAGCUGCAGCGAGUGGGCUCGUGCUGCCUGGGCUGCCGGGCAUGCCAGGAGGCGGCUUGUUGGGCAUGCUGACGGGGCUCGGAGGUUCGGGGCCUGGGGCAGGAGCUUCGCCGACGCAGGGGAAGCCAGGAACUUCGCCGCCUCUGCCAGGCGGUUUGCUGUCGGCCAACAAGGCACCCCCGCCUCCGGGCAUGCCGGGACAGCCCCCUCCUCUGGGCCCUUCCGCACAGCUAGGCGGUGGCGGGAUGGGUCCGGGCGGGGAAGAGCAGCACAUGGCGGCGAGUUACAUGGGCGGGCCUGAGCCGACGGACGAUGACGGCGGCUUUCACGACAUGGGCCCUAUGGGGCACAUUAUCAAGCAGGAGCAGCACGUCUUGAACCUGGGCGGCCCCACACAGCCACCGGGAUCCGGCGGGAGCGCAGGGCUGGGUCACAAGCAAGAACCUGCGACGGGCAUGCCACCAAGUGCAGCGGCUUUAUUCAUGGACACCUCGGAAAGCCCUAUGGGCAAGGGCCCAGCCCCGGGGCCCGGCGGGCUGCCGCCAGGCUUUGCAGCUGGGAGCGAUGGCGGUAGCCCAGCACCAGGCAGCGGUGGCCCCGUGCUCAACCUGGGUGGGCUGCUGGGGCCCCAACCUCACGGCCAGGCGGCUCGAGGCGGACACGGCUGCGGCGGCGGGGCGCAGCAGUUCCAGGUCAGCUCUGAGCUGUCUCCGUCAGCCGCAGCUCAUACAGCGGCGCCACCGAGCGGCAAGCCCGUGCUGGACCUGGGCCCAUCGCCUGCUCCUCCGCCGGCAGGGCCCGGCGUGGCACAGCCAGCACCAGCGGCAGCAGGCGGCGGUAGAAGGGGCAAACGAGGGACCGAAGCCGCGCUGGACCUCGGAGGGCCAGUGGGCGGUGGUAGCGGGCCGGCAGACCAGGAUGCGCCAGGAAGCGCCGGCGCCGGUGUUGUUUUAAAUUUGGGGGGCACGCCACCGGCCACCAAGCGGCGGCGUGGAGAUGCUGAUGCCCACUGAGCUGCCAGUAAUCGGGUCGGCAGAGCUGACCACUGAGUUUCCUUGUGCUUAACAGGUUGGGCUGCACGGCUGUUGGGUUUUGUGACAGUGGUUCUGCAAACACGGAAGUAACGCAAUGUCAAGUGCGCCGAAGAUGGUCAAAGCCAAAGGCGGCACCGUAGAGUUGCUCAUGAAACCGCUCUGGCGGGAGGUGUACAGACGGGCUGGACCUUUACAGUUACAUCGGGACUACUCUGAAGCUAGAGCAUUGUUCAGGGUUCAGGGCUUGCAAGUGCCUUGUACUUACACCGCACGCAGUAGAUGCGUGACGGGGUGCUGAUGAUGGGGGAUGAUGACAGCCCGCUGUACUUCGAUGGAUAACAUAACAAUUGACAGUUGUUCGAGUCUCUGGCUCUCUGCAAAUCGUAAGAGCCAAAGGGUGCAUCCCUAGGAAGAGCGGACCACCAGGCACCAGCAUCGCUGAUGGGCGGUGCUUAUGGACGAGACUGAAGCCUUCUGGUUACAGAGCACAUGCAUACAGAGAGCACGUCUGUAACCAGAGCU